UUGGUACCAGAACAAUACUCAUAUUUAAUGUCUGACUGUGUCUUGAAUAGUAUUAGUUCCUGCGAAGGGAACUUGUAAGAAAAAUUUGGUCAUUAAAAUAAGAAUUGUGAUGCUUAUCUAUUUUUAUAUUAAUUCUUAUCAUACUUCUUUGCUAGGACUAUUUUAGUAUCCAGAACUGUUUUUUUCACUAUGUUUUGAAUGAGUUAGAAUUUUAGAAAAGAAAGUUUGAUCCUCAAAAAGUUAUACUAAUCAUAUACUAGAUCAAAAUUACUAGUGAAACUUUUUUAAAACUAUAAAGAUACUGAUAGGAUCUUUUUGUACACAAAGAAAAAAGUUAAGAACUAAUAUCACUCAAAAUAACUAUAAAGACAAAUAUUUGCAUAUACUCGGAUACUCCCCAAAAUGCAUGUGUAAUUUUUCACCCAAAGAAACUUUGAAGAAGAAGGCAUAAAAUAGGAUUUGGGAUUUAGAUUUGGGUGAAGCUAUGUACGCACAAAUUACUUGCCCUGAUGCAGGACAUACCUUAAUGCAGAAGGCAUAAAAUAUGUAAUGUAUUGUAAACAUCAUUCACCUAACGCAAUAGCAAACAAGCAUAAAGGUCCCCCACACCCACCACUUUUCAGUUUUAGACUAAAAUAAAUACCAACUUCAACUUCAUAGUCAAGUGUAUAUUUUCCUCAUUAUUAUUACAUUUCUAAUCAGUAGUAUUAGUUUAUAAUUAUGGCUGGUGAUCCCAUUUCUCUUCUUACUCCUUACAAGAUGGGCAAAUUUAAUCUAGCUCAUAGAGUAGUUUUGGCAUCGUUGACUAGACAACGAUCCUACAAUAACGUUCCUCAACCUCAUGCUGUUCUCUAUUACUCUCAAAGGACUUCUAAUGGAGGUCUUCUCAUAUCUGAAGCUACUGGCGUCUCUGAAACUGCUCAAGGGUAUCCACACACACCUGGCAUAUGGACAAAAGAGCAGGUUGAAGCGUGGAAACCCAUCGUGGACGCUGUUCAUGCCAAAGGCGGCACAUUCUUCUGUCAAAUUUGGCAUGUUGGAAGGGUUUCUGAUUCUGUUUAUCAACCAAAUGGGCAAGCACCGAUAUCUUCUACAGACAAGCUACUCUCACCGCAAAUUGGAGGUGAUGGUGUUGUAAUAUCACAGUUCACACCACCAAGGAGGCUAAGGACAGAAGAAAUUCCUAAUAUUGUCAAUGACUUUAGACUUGCUGCAAGAAAUGCCAUCGAAGCUGGUUUUGACGGGGUUCAGAUCAACGCGGCUCAUGGCUAUCUUCUUGAGCAAUUCAUGAAAGAUAAAGCAAAUGACAGAACAGAUGAAUAUGGUGGAUCCCUUGAGAACCGUUGUCGAUUUACUUUGGAAAUUGUUGAAGCUGUUGCAAAUGAGAUAGGUGCGGAAAGAGUUGGAAUAAAACUGUCACCUUUUUCAACAUUUGGAGAAUGUGGGGACUCAAAUCCCCAAGAAUUAGGACUUUAUAUGGUUAAUGCUGUCAAUAAAUAUGGUAUUCUAUGCUGUCAAAUGGUAGAACCAAGAAUGGAAACUGAAUUCUCUCACAGCCUAAUGCCAAUGAGAAAGGCCUUCAAUGGAACUUUCAUAGUUACAGGAGGUUAUGAUAGACAAGAUGGGAACAAUGCUAUUGCUGAGAAUAGAGCAGAUCUUAUUGCUUAUGGUCGUUAUUUCAUAUCUAAUCCAGAUUUGCCGAAGAGAUUUGCACUUAAUGCUCCUCUAAAUAAGUAUUACAGGGAGACAUUCUACAGUCCUGAACCAGUUCUUGGUUAUACCGACUAUCCUUUUCUUGAAUGAUGUUAUCCAACACAUUUUGUAAUAAAGUUGGUAUCAGAACAAUAUUCAUAUUUAGUGUCUGAAUGUGUCUCAAAUAGUAUUAGUUUCUGCGAAAGGAACUAGUAAGAAAAAUUGGGUCAUUAAAAUAAGAAUUGUGAUUCUUAUCUAUUUUUAUAUUUAUUCUUUUCAUACUUCUUUGCUA
Molecule: messenger RNA, 1984 nt
Organism: Trifolium pratense (red clover)
Lineage: Eukaryota; Viridiplantae; Streptophyta; Magnoliopsida; Fabales; Fabaceae
Product: 12-oxophytodienoate reductase 2-like
Exons: 5
Coding region: 721-1803 (360 amino acids)
Molecular function (GO): oxidoreductase activity; FMN binding
Source: RefSeq, a predicted model, not a curated record